Messenger RNA from Culex pipiens pallens (northern house mosquito), 1017 nucleotides. RefSeq lists its product as uncharacterized. The record is from RefSeq and is a predicted model, not a curated record. NCBI's taxonomy places the organism in Eukaryota, Metazoa, Arthropoda, Insecta, Diptera, Culicidae. The transcript has 2 exons. The coding region runs from base 82 to 744 and encodes 220 amino acids.
AAAUUUAAUUUGAGUUUUAUUCGAGUAAAAAGGAUGUGAAAGGAAAUAAAGAACCUGCACUGAGAUAACCCGUCAAGGACCAUGGACGGAACAACAAGAUAUUCAUCGCCAUACGCGUUUCCGAUGGACUUUCCUCCUCCCCCGUUCAGCAUCGAAGAGUUCAACUACUACCAUUCUCAUCACUACCAAUCGUCCCACUUUGAUUAUGACAAAACAUCCUUGUUCAAUCCGGUGACGACGGUGAAGUCAGAACAACCCAUUAUCACUAGCGGAAACAGCAACAGUAGCAGCAGCAGCGUCAGCAGUCAAUCCUCGGCAGAAGACAGUAGAGACCGCGAGAGGGAAAAGGAACGGGACCGGAUUGCAGCAGGCCUUAUCAAGCCGGAGGACCUAGAGAAGAAAUUGACCACCAAGGCGUUGAGCCGGGCACGGCACACCCUGCAGCAGCGCAUCAAACGACAAAAUGAAAGCCCCGAACAGAAGGCACUCCGGAGGCAGCGAAACGCAGAGCUUAACCGACGACGACGAAUGAACAAGCAAGACAUCCGGGUGGCCAUGGAAAAGGUCAAGAACCGGCUGAGGCAAAGGGUGAAGCGAGAGAUUGAUCGGAUGCUGCGGACCCGGCAGAAACGCGACGAUUUUCUGCGCGAAACAUUUGAGCAGAUGAGCGCCGUUUUCUCUGAUACCGACAUACUCCAAUAUCAAGGCCGAAUCGCGAAUGCCUUGCAGGAAAUUUCAAACUAAUCUGCCAGAGAUUGGAUGUUGCUUACGAGGGAUGCAAAGUAUAAAGUGAAUAUGUUUUUUUUGUACGUGCGCGACAAAAGUUGUAUUAUCCGUUUACGUUUGCAAAAACGUGAAUGUUCUCAUAAUGUUUAAAAAAAAAUCGAUACAAAGCUGCAGUAACAAAACUUUGAUGAAUUUUUACCUUUUUCUUUAUUUUAAAUGCUGUAAUUAUUUCAGAAAUUGUUUUUCUUUCAUCUCUUAAUAGAAUAACAAAAAAAAAAUCGAAUGAAUAUA